AUGGCUGCUGCACCUGCCCGUUUCCCCCCUUCCCGCCCCUGCCUGCCCUUCCAGCCGCACCCUCCAGACCGAGGGCAACCCGGGAGCUCGCCACUUGCCUCUCUCCCUGAUGCCCACAGGCAGCCCCCGGUGACCUAUCGGCGGCCGCAGACCCUCCCUCCGCCAGCCGCCGUGCCCUGCCAGCCGUCGGCUUCUGCUCGCUGCCGCGCAGCUCUACCCCACGCCAGCUCGACGGCGGCGCCCCGGCCCCCGUCGCCAGUUGGAGCCCGCCCCGCCGGCAGCACCGCCCCCCGCCCGCCUCCCGGACGGGGUCUGCCCCUCACCCGGCCCCACAGCCUGGCACGGCCGCGAGUUGGCUGUUGGCCGGUGCAAGAACCGAGUCGAGCCCACCACUUCGCCGUUCCGGUUUUGCACCUCCUAUGCACUCCUGCCCCCGAAAGUGCGCGUCCCCUGCCAUCCCAUUCUGUCCCCGAUAAGAGUUCAGACAGGCUUUCCCCGUCUGGGAGAGCAUCCCGUACCCAGACGGCAUCUGGGAUUUGGAAAUUGUGUGAUACAAAGAGAGGCAGACCUGUAGUUUGA
Messenger RNA from Indicator indicator, 579 nucleotides. RefSeq lists its product as uncharacterized. The record is from RefSeq and is a predicted model, not a curated record. Lineage: Eukaryota; Metazoa; Chordata; Aves; Piciformes; Indicatoridae. The transcript has a single exon. The coding region runs from base 1 to 579 and encodes 192 amino acids.